UAUUUGCGUAAUCAACCGGCAAACGCAAAAAGAGUUCACACAAAAUAAGUUUCGGGGAUUUUAUAGUUAUAUUUGUUUGAUCGAGCUAAUUUCUUGAGAAUGUGGUUAUUUAUUGUUCUCACACUAAACGCCUUACUUGGCUGUCAAGUUUUAUUGUCGGAGGCUAAGUUACAGGAGGGAGAAUGCGAAGUUUGUAUAAAGUUCCUGUCAAAUUUUGCAAGUAAACUUUCAAGUGAUGAGAUGUCUGACGUGAAAGCAAUUGAGGAAAAGUUCAAAGCUACCUGCAAAAAAGCAAAGAACAAAGAAAACAGAUUUUGUUACUAUGUUGGAGGAACUGAAGAUGCUGCUACUAGUAUUCUUAAUUCAGUCCUUAAACCUCUGAGCUACCACAAACCUGCAGAGAAGAUCUGUGAGGACCUUAAGAGAAAAGACAGUCAAAUUUGUGCGCUGCAGUAUGACAAACAGAUUGACCUCAACAAUGUUGACCUGAAGAAACUCCGAGUUAAGCAGCUCAAGAAGAUUCUUAGUGACUGGGAAGAAGAAUGUGUGGGAUGUUUAGAGAAAUCAGACUUUAUCAAGAGGAUUGAACAACUUAAAAGUGAACAUACAGAACUCUGAUAACUUUAGCUUGUAGAAAGUUAUACAAUUUAUCUUGUAAAAUGAAUGACCUUGUACUCCUUGAUGUCGUUACAAGAUGAGCUGGAGGGUUGUUGUCUUACCUAAUUUAAGGCAGGGUGUUCAGUGUUAAUUAGUUUGCGCAGACAUCAUUUUUUUCUGUGAUUUAUACUGUGCAGAAGGGAGGGGUGGUGGUACCCAACAAAGUUUUGAAAAAACACUGUCUUACCCUCUCCCAAUAUACUCCUCUACUAAGAUAGAAACACUUUUUCUCUUUCUGCAUAUGAAAAGUUACAAUUGAUAUUUCAAGGCUAAAUUUAUGUAUGCUUCCUGGAGGUAGCUUGUAAUUACAAAGAAUAAGGCACUUGGUUUAUAAAUGAA
This is a messenger RNA of Stylophora pistillata, 996 nucleotides long. Its product is annotated as mesencephalic astrocyte-derived neurotrophic factor homolog. Lineage: Eukaryota; Metazoa; Cnidaria; Anthozoa; Scleractinia; Pocilloporidae. The record is from RefSeq and is a predicted model, not a curated record.